GUGACCGCGCGCGGGGCCGGGCGCGCAGUGCCGCGCGGUGGCGGCGGCGGGGAGCGCAAUGGAGGCCGCGGGCGCCUGAGAGGCGGGAGCGCUGCAGCGGCGGAGGCUCGGCAGGCUGUGCCGCUCGCCGGCCGGGACCGCGCGUCGCCGGGACCGCAGUUCACAAGAGCAGUGAUUCCCUGGCUGUGUCAGCAAUGAGCCCCAUUUUCUGGUGCACUCACCACUGAGUGAAUUUUCCUUUUUAUAAGGAGAAGCUUUUGGUGGAGAAUUAUCCGGAGCAAAAGAACUCACAUCUGCAAAGACAGUAACAUUUAACAAAGUCAUGGCCACGGAGGAAAUUAAACUUGCAAAGAAUGUCCACAGUGAGGCUGUGAGUGCCCAUGUUUCAGACAAGAAGAAGGGAGGCAAAUUCCAGCCUUUUAAGAAGUUGUUUGGCAAAAGGAAAAAGAAAGAUCCUUCUCUGUCCCGGGAGGAGUCGGUGGGGAAGAAGAGUUACUCUCCACAGUGUGUCAGCAAUGGGACCUUCUCUUCAGACGAGGAGACACUGGGGGACAAUCUGAGGUCCUUCAACUAUUCUAUGGGAACUCGGGCGCUUUCCCAUGACAGUAUUUUUAUCCCUGAUGGGGGAGCAGAAAGUGAGCAGACAGUUCAAGCAAUGUCACAGGACAACAUCCUGGGCAAAGUCAAAACUCUUCAGCGACAUCUGGGCAAGAAUAUCAAGUUUGGGCAGAAGCCACCCAACGCCAUUCCCAUGAAGAAGGCAGGCAGUGGAGACGCCAGCUCGGAAGAGGACCUGUUCCUGACCAGCCCCAUGGAAAUUGUGACCCAGCAGGACAUUGUCCUCUCAGACACUGAGAACAAAUCCAGUGAUACACCGAGUUCUCCAAGUCCUCUGAAUCUCCCUGGAGCUGGGGGUGAGAUGGAAGAGAAGGCUGCUCCAGUUAAACCGUCUCGGCCAAAAAGGCACUUGUCUUCUGCUGGCACCAUCGAAAGUGUCAACCUCGAUGCCAUUCCCCUGGCCAUCGCUCGCCUGGACAACAGUGCCGCCAAGCACAAACUGUCAGUUAAGCCAAAAAACCAGAGGGUGUCAAAGAAGCACAGGCGACUUGCCCGGGAUCGACCGAGUGAGCCAGGACUGGAGCCCUCCCUGGACCAGAAUGGGCACCCCGGAGAAGACAAGCACAUUUGGCAUGAAGAGGAACCACAGCCGCUGGGUGCCCAGGAAGAGAAAAGACGCCAGGAAGACUACUGGCGAGAACUGGAGGCCAAAUGCAAACAGCAGAAGGCUGAGGCUGCGGAGAAGAGACGUCUAGAGGAGCAGAGGCUGCAGGCGCUGGAGAGGAGGCUCUGGGAGGAGAACAGAAGACAGGAGCUCUUGGAAGAGGAGGGCAAGGAAGAGGAGGGUGAGGGGGAGCCACUGCUGCUGGAGGCUGAAAAGGCAUCUUGGGAAGAAGGGCAGCGCUCUGGCCUGGAAGAGCAGGGCUGCCAUGAGCAGGAGCAGCGGGAGCGCAGGGAGGCCAAGGAGCAGAAGAAUCUGCGGGAGGAGGCUGAGAGGCAGCAGGAAGAGAAAAGGGAGUUGGAGGAAUUCAGAAAGCUGGAGGCACAGCAGCUGGCAGAGGAGGAGGCCCAGAGGCUGCAGGAAGAGGCCCAGAGGCUGCAGGAGGAGGCCCAGAGGCUGCAGGAAGAGGAGGCCCGGAGGCUGCAGGAGGAGGCCCAGAGGCUGCAGGAAGAGGAGGCCCGGAGGCUGCAGGAAGAGGAGGCCCAGAGGCUGCAGGAGGAGGCCCAGAGGCUGCAGGAAGAGGAGGCCCGGAGGCUGCAGGAAGAGGAGGCCCAGAGGCGUGAAGAGGAGGCCUGGAAGCGGGAGGAGGCCCAGAGACAGGAGGAACUGAAGCAGCGGGAGGAGCUGGAAGCGAAGAGUAGGCAGGAGCAGGAGGAAGAGGAGCGGCUGGAGGAGCUGAGCCGACAGCAGCAGGAGGCCCCGCGGAGAGAGGAGCUGGAGCAGGGCAAGGAGAGGGAGGCACAGAGGUGGCCAGGGGCGGAGAAGAGCGAGCCCUGGGCUGCACCGCCGCUGUGGAAAGAAGAGACGCAAUCGCAGGUGGAGGACAGCAGGGACCGUCCUCAGAAUUACUCGGUGAAGCCAGAAGAAGAGCAAGAAAACAUGGCUCCUAACGGGCGAAGAGAAAGCUCAGAGGAUUUGCCGGACCACGAGGUGAGGCCGGCCGGAGAGCAGCCGGGCACGAGGGGAGGCUGUUGCGGGGAAGAGCGACGCGUUCUGGAGGACAAGAGAGAAUCAGCCUACGGGGACCCUCCGCAGGAGCGGGAGGCACCAGUGGAGGAGAAGCUCAAGAGCGAAUCAGCCAUCCCCGAGAAAGACAGAAAAGCGGAGGAAAUGCGGUGGCAGGAGGUGGAAGAGAGGCAGACCAUGCCGCGGCCCUACACGUUCCAGGUGUCCUCGGGCGGCCGUCAGAUCCUGUUCCCCAAGGUCAACCUGAGCCCCGUUACUCCUGCGCAGGAGCCCAAAGUGCCGCGCGCGCUGAGCGUCCCACACACCGCCAUUCUGGUCACCGGGGCACAGCUGUGCAGCCCGGCGGUAAACCUGCACCAGAUCAAGGACACCGCGUGCAUGUCGCUGCUGGGCCUGUCGGAAGAGAAGAGGCCGGGGGAUGUCCCUGCUACCGCGGAGCCCCGGGCAGGCGGCAAGGCCAGGCCCCUGCAGGAGCCGCCUGGCAGCUCGGCUGCCCUGGCCGAGUGGGCGUCAAUCAGGUCACGGAUCCUGAAGAACGUGGAGGGCGAGCCUCGCGGCGGGGACAAAGAACAGUCAAGACCGGGGGAUGAGCCUGCUCCCAGGCCUCGAAGCGACUCCCGCGGGCACCUGCGCAGGACACCACCCGCCAACGCCAAGUUCUCCAUCAUGCCCGCCUGGCAGAAGUUCUCCGACACCGGCACCGAGAUCUCCAGACAGAGCCUGGAGGCCGACAGCAUCCGCAAGAGACCGUCUCCAGGGCUGGGCGAGGAGACAGCGCCCCGGCCUCCACCUCAGGAGUUUCUCAGGACCCCGGAGAAGCCUGAGGUGCGGCCAGAGCCCACAGACGCCACGGAGGGCUGCAAAUUUGCCAAAGACCUUCCAUCCUUCCUUGUCCCGAGUCUUCCUCCCCCUCCACUGAAAGCAGUGUCCCAUGCUGAACCCACCACUUCCUUGGAUGGCGAGAGCGCAAGUGGCACAGCCAAGCCAGACCUAGUGACAUCAGGUGGAGAGGAGAAAUCUACCCCUUUUGGAAUAAAACUGAGAAGGACCAACUACUCCCUGCGUUUUCACUGCGACCAGCAGGCGGAACAGAAGAAGAAAAAGAGACACAGCAGCACGGGAGACAGUGUGGACAGUCCCUCGGAGAGAGAAACGGAGGGCAGGGCAGCCAAGCCAAGCCCAGCGCUCCCCCAGGACAGGAAGCAGGCCCCGGCCCCCCGCAGGGACUCCGCAGGCACUCACCCCUCUGGAGCCCACCCCAGUCCCCCACCAGCCAGCAGCCAGGCCCCAGCUGCAGAGCAGGACAAGGCAGCAAGCAGAACAACCCCGGUGCAGAAGCCAGCCCUGGCGCCCAAGCCUGCUGGCCACGCCCCACCGCCAUCCCCUCUCACCAAGCUCAGCCGGCCAUAUUUGGUAGAGCUCCUGGCCCGUAGGGCCGGGAAGCCUGAUUCAGAACCCAGCCCGCCUCCCAAAGAGAGCCAGGAGAGCAGGGAUCCCCAGCCACCCUCACCACCACCCCCAGAUGAAAGGAAGGGACAGAAGAGGGAGCAGGAGGAAGAGGCUCUGGAGAGGAAGCCCAUUUCCCCACCUCUGACUGCCACCCAGCUGGAGAGACUUUCCCAUACACCAGAGGCUGCCAGAAAAGAGAAGCCAGUGCUUCAGAGCAGGCACUCUCUGGAUGGCUCCAAACUUGCCGAGAAAGUAGAAACUGCCCAGCCGCUGUGGAUAACAUUAGCACUGCAGAAGCAAAAGGGAUUUCGAGAGCAGCAAGCUACCCGAGAGGAGAGGAAGCAGGCCCGUGAGGCCAAACAGGCAGAAAAGCUCUCCAAAGACAACGCCAGCAUCAGCGCACAGCCUGGCAGCAGCAGUGUCCGCAGAACAGGUUCGCUGCACAAGUCCUCCGCUCAGCCAGAUGAGAAGCCGGAGACCGCCGUGUCCCGGCUUGAGCGCAGAGAACAGCUGAAAAAGGCCAACACCCUUCCAGCGUCUGUGACAGCGACCAUGAACUGCUGCCCCUCAGCCAUGUCAUUCUGCCUUGAAGCCAACUGAGUAUGGACUGAAACCUCCAACCUGUGAGAAAUGAACCUUUCCUUCCUAACUUUGGGCAUUAGGUGUAUUUGUCUCAACAAGAGAGAAAACAAGAGAAGACAGUAGGAAGAUGAAAAAAAGAGAGUAAGAAAGAUUUUCACAAAAACAAUCAGGUGCCACAGAGGUUCUGGGCUUAGCUCUGUGAAAGAGCACUUGCCCAGGCUGCAGGAAACUAGGUUCAAUCCCCAGCACUGCAAAAACCAAAAAACAUUAAAAAGUUAAAAGCUUUUGCAUUUCAAAGAUUUUAGAUUGUUAGUUCUCUGAAAAAGUCACUGAAGUACAACACCUCAAGAUAAUUUUUUACAGCACUUGGAAGGGGAGGGUGAGACAGGAGGAUCACCUUGAGUUUGAGACCUAAAUCUAAGCUAUUUUAACCAUUCACAUGAAAAUGAAAGCAAACAUACAAAUCCACAAGGAUUCUAGCAGCUAAUUACACACAUAAAAAACUUAAAUAGGCAAGGAUGCUAGGCAUACCAGACAUAGCUAGUGAUUUAUAUACUACACUCAACAGUGAGAAGAUUGUAGUUUUGAGGUACAAAUACACGAGUUUUUAUCUGCAAGAAAAACACACAGAGCAAAUGUUAUUUGGAUUUAAAAAAAGUUCUGAGUACUUUCACAUAAAAACAAAGGUCGCCUCAUUUUAAUUUUACAUAUUUUACCAAUAAAUUUCAUAUUAGCAGCUGCUAUUAUUCUAUACUGUUAACUUUACCACCUGAUAAAACUGAUCCCCUAAAAGUAUUUUGUUUCCUACCAUUAAUGUGUGCUAUAAGCUGCUUCUUUUCUUCUCUUUGUUUUUUGGAGACAGGGCCUCACUUUGUGUGCAGGCUGGCCUUGAAUUCACUAUGCAGCUAGCCCAGGCUGGUCUCAAAUUCAUAGCAAACCUCCUGCCUCAAUCUCCUUACUGUUGGGAUUAUAAUCUCUUACAAAUUCAAAUUUCUUACUUAAAAAAAAGUUUAGCAAGUGCUAUAAGUGCUACAGACCUGAGACAGGAGAUUAGGGCAUGGCAAAACUGGCCUACUAAUCAAGAGAAUCACAAGACAUACCGGUCAAAACAGUUCCCAAAGUCCUGAGGGUGGACUUUUUCCUAGAACCUCAGCAAGUUAUCCGUAGGAUGACUCAGAUAUAACAUCAACAUGAACAGUGAGUGAGACAAAAGCUCACUCUAUACUGAUCUUUUUGCCUACCGUGUUCUCUCUUGCAUGUCUGGCUUGAUCUCUUGCUGAGGAGGACCAAGCUCACUCUGCAAAGCCUGUUUCUCUUUCUCUCUUUAACAAAACUUUGCUACCUUUUGUGUUUGUCUUGACCAAUUCUUUGCCCAGGACAGAAAGAACCUAGAAACCACCUCCAGGAGACUCUUAGCAGCCUUUAAAACUGAUAAUCAACCCUCUGAAUUCUGUACCACUAGACUAGCUCCUGACUUCUGGAGACUUGCUCAAGCAAGUCGGAGACAGUUCAGGCACCUAUGUUCUUAGAUGCCUAAAGCCCACUCAAUGCUGUAACAACAGCUAGGCUGUCAUUUGCUAGCAGAUGGUAAGUAUCACAUAAGCUCCAGUUUGAUUCCAGUAAGGAAACAAAAACUAAUUCUCAUAAAUUAUCACUUACCAUGCAUGACUAAUGCCAUAUGAAAGAAACCAAUCACUGAGAAUUACCAUGUAACUUUCAGGCUAUUCCUGUUACAAUAUGUAAGCAGAAUGAAAUAACCCUAUGAAAAUUCCAUUGACUAGUUCUUUAGAUCUAAAAUAAAUACACUUUAUUUUUCUUUCUGGUCUGAGUCGAGAGUAUAAAAGGAAUCAGGAAACUAUCAGAGGAGAAAGAGUUUAAAAAAACUUAUUUUGACAAUCAUAUAUUUAUCUCGUCUGAAUAGAAGACAAUCUUCAGUUAAUCUGAGUUGGAAUAUUUCAUUCUCUGCUUUCUAGCACAGAACAGUCAAGGGCCAGAGCAAGGCAUAGUUAACUAAACACAGGCUCUCCGGGACUAAACUACUGUGCAUGCUACUAGAGAACUUGCUCAGAUAGUCAAUCUAAAUUCACAAGUGAAGCACCAUAUUGUUCUUCUGAGAGCAAUCCUAAAACUACCUAUUUUCCUUUUGGUUAUAUUAAAAAUUUUUUUUUCCCAAAUUGACAUUUUCAUCCAUAAUUAACAAAAAUUAGCAACACAAUGGCCAGCAGGGGGCAUUAAAGUGAAUCUGUGCUACUAUUUCAGAAAAUAAGCAAACCAUCACAUUUUCUCCAAUUCAUUUAUUUCGACAGAUCAAAAACUGGAAAUAAUUUUUAAAAAUAUGAAAUAUUUAAACUUUGUAUUUUUCAGGCAAUCUGGGUAACCUUAGUAAUGAAAUUAUUACAUAAGUUAAUGUACUUUAAUCAUAUGAAAUACACGAUUACUGAGAAUGUUUUUCAUUUUAACCUAAGAGAUCAAGAGAAAGAUAACUUAUUGGCUAAAUUUUCAGAAAAUUCAAAAAUUAUAAACAUAAAAAAAGAAAGCUUGGACAUAGGCAAAGUGCUAAAUUUAAACACAUGCAACUUCUUCUAAAUGCACGAUUUUUAAAACUCUGUUUAAAAUAUUUAAACUUAAGAAACUGCAGCAUAAUAAAGAAUAUAUCUGGUCUUGGCCUUGAAUUUUAAAAACCUUUUAGGACUUCCAAGGACAGAGGUCUGUUAUGCUUAUGAGGCCACAUCAGAUGGGCUCCUGGUCAGCCUCAGGGUGGACACUCAACUUCAGAAAGCCUGGAGACAGUCAGAACUCUGAGAAGUGGGGCUGGGAUGGCGUUUUCAGUCUUGUGGCCAAUGUUUUCAACAACCAUGCUGAUAGAAACUCUGGCAAGUCCCUAGCUGGCGACAGCCUGAUUCCAGGGAGAGGGCAUGGAAGCUCACAGCAGGGCAGCUCCGUUUCCUUAGCUCCCCUCCUUACGGGGUCACUGCUUCUCCUCCAUACUUGGCUGGUCUUCAUUCUAUCUCCUUAUUGAAUUCUACUGUCAAAUACCUCCUCUGCUUCAUUUUCAAAGAUAACUUACAUCAUCGAAUUCAUUCAGUCAAAAUGUAAAUGUAGGACUACAAAGAAUUAUGCAGAAGUUAUUUUGGAACAUCCUGACCACUUCAAGAAGAAAUUCAUUGGCUGGCCAUUCCACUGCAGCUCCUGGCAACCACUAACCUACUCCGUGUCUCUAUAGAUUUGUCCAUUCUGGAAAUUUUAUGAACACAUUAUAGUAGCUCGUUUUCUCAUUCACUGGUUGAUGGACAUUUGGUUAUUCCCAUAUUUUGGCUCUAAUGAAUACUGCUGCUAGGAUACAAAGGUUUUCUUCACAUUGUAGUUAAGGACAUAUAAUGUAAAAUUAUCAUUUUUACCCAUUUUUAAAUAUCAGUUUGGCGGCAUUACAAACAGCAUCAUACAAUCAUCAUACCCCAUCUCCUGAUCUUUUUCACACUCUGUAUGUAUGUAAAUCUCUGUAUAUAUUAAACAAUAAUUGUUCAUUUUCUUCUCCCCCCCCA
This is a messenger RNA of Cavia porcellus (domestic guinea pig), 7818 nucleotides long. RefSeq names its product capping protein inhibiting regulator of actin dynamics (gene Cracd). NCBI's taxonomy places the organism in Eukaryota, Metazoa, Chordata, Mammalia, Rodentia, Caviidae. Gene Ontology annotation, biological process: negative regulation of barbed-end actin filament capping; maintenance of gastrointestinal epithelium. The transcript is spliced from 12 exons. The record is from RefSeq and is a predicted model, not a curated record. The coding region runs from base 323 to 4294 and encodes 1323 amino acids.